Molecule: messenger RNA, 5871 nt
Organism: Heteronotia binoei (common prickly gecko)
Lineage: Eukaryota; Metazoa; Chordata; Lepidosauria; Squamata; Gekkonidae
Exons: 10
Coding region: 229-5577 (1782 amino acids)
Molecular function (GO): calcium ion binding
Source: RefSeq, a predicted model, not a curated record
GGCCCUGGUCGUCUGAUUAAACGAUAGGAUGCAUUUGAGUGGGGAGGAGGCAACCCAUAAAAGAAGGGCUGGGAGAGAAACUGCUUCUUGCUGACCGGGAGACGGGGGGUGGGGAGAGCCGGAGAAGCGGAAAAUAAACCCAAACCAACCCGCUCAGUCUCUGCCACCCCCCGGUGCAGGGAGAGAGCAGCUUUCCAAAGCACCCAUAUAAUGUGAACGUCCUCUACCAUGAAGCUUUUCCUUUGGGCGGCGUUUCCUCUCUUGCUUUAUUCUUUCCAGCCGGGAAAAGCGAGUGGGGAUGCAGCCCCCGCCGGUUUACUGACUCUGAACUCGGAUGGAGUAAAAGAGGAGGAAGGAGCAAGUUCUUUUCCUGCAGAAGCACAGCCUCAGAAGUCAGUGCAAGAUCUCUCUUGGCGAUCAAUCUACACCCCAGUGAAAAGCUGCCACAAGAACCUAACAGAGAAACAUGGUGAAUUUUCUCCCCCGUCGUUCCCGAACGGUUUUGAAGGAACUGUCUGGUGUAACUGGACUGUCUGGGCAGGCUCUCGAAAACACAUCGUUAUUUAUAUUAAAGGUUUUCUGAGUGGCGAACGCUGUGAUGUGAGUGACGAUAAGAUUUUCUUUCACGGAGUCUCUUCCCUGGUAGAGGACGCCGUGAUCUACGCCUGUUGGCAGAAAGAGGUUCAUGUUUUUGCCACUUACGCUAAAGGUGUCAACGUGGUCCUUCUCUUGAGGUAUUCUGCUCAUCUCAGGAAAGAAAAAUUUGUAGGCAAAUACUAUAUCUUCAAGCACCGAGAAACAAAGAAUUCUCCCAAGGGUGUCGUUGACUCAUCUGAAAUACUGUUUCCUGAGCUAUCUCGCUUGGUUCUCACCAGCCUUCCUCAGUCUGAGAAAGAGGCUUUUCUCUCAGUGUGGGACAGUGUGAAUACUAGUUUAUCCGCAAGUCAUAGAACCAACCGAGUGAAUGAACUUAGCGAAUCUUCGUCAGCAAGAAGAGAAGUUGUAAGAGUUGCAGACCGCCCAAGUUUUGUUUGGGAAGUGACAGACACUGAACACGUAUUACCUCAAAGUCCAAGUUUGAUGUCCAUGUCCUCCAUGGACAACAGAAAAUUUCCUUGCAGUUCUGAAACAUUAAUAGAAAUGAGAGGACAUACGAGCUGGGGCCACCUCAGCGAUUCGACUGCUCCUUCAAAUGUCCUUUCAUAUGUUCCUUAUCUAAGUUCAUCACCCCUAAUCAAACCUUCCAGCCCUAUAGAAGGAUCAGCACUUCUAAGUACUAGUUGGUCGGCCUUUGUUAUGAGUGAUCCUCAGUUGGGUGGCAAAAAGUCACAACAGAUACAUAUCUCGGAUACUUAUCCUCUGGCUUUGUCUCACAGCUUGGAGGCCACCACAGAAGUGAAUAGUGAAUUUAUCUCUACUCACCGUGUGGAAGAAGUUAUGUCAACAAACUUCCAAAAUGUCAUGCCAGUUCCUGAAGGAGUGAGCAGAGAUGCCCCUGUUUUUGAGACUGCCCCGCUACUUACUCCCGAACAGAACUGGAUCAGAACAGAGAUUCAGGGUGACUCCUUUCUUCUUCUGUCCAAGACCCUAGAACAAGGCCAGCCUAGCAGGCAAUCUGGUAGUCCUGAGAGGAUAUUGAGUGGUGAUCGUUAUAGGAGCAAGUGGGAAAGUAGAACUGCUCUAGUCCCUGAGGAAAGCACUAUGAUGUCGGAUACUAGACCCAUUUUAGAAAGCAGCAUGGAAGUCAUUGACCUGCUCAAGACCAACUGGGAUAUCACGGCGCCGUGUGAUUCACCAUGUGGAAGAUUUUCCCCAAAGACAAGAAGCAACUCCAAUGAAGCAUUUGGUACUAUAGAAAACACGUUACCCGUAGCCACUGAAUUUAUCACCAGUGCUGAUGUUUCCCUGAACCUAGCUACCGAGAUGCUGGGUGAAUCACACAAGACUAACUGGGAAGGACAGAGUAGCUACUUUGGGGGAAGAAGAACUAAACCAGAGCUGCCUUUUUUCCUUGAUGAAGCCGCAAUGGCUCCUACCAUUCCCCCGGAACCAGAAUUUUUCACAUUCAAUCAGGAUCGUGGCCUGUCUUUAAAGAUAAAACCCACUCUUCCUUUUCCUGAUAUAGAAGUGGAGCAUUCGCUCCCUCAUGGUUCCAAAGCAUUCUUUUUAUUAGCUAUUCCUGACCGAGAGCCAACCCCUUCUUACGUAGGUUCUGUUCUUUUCCCAUCGAUGGUGCUCACCCAUCCAUUGUCAUUCGUAGAACCAGACAGAAUGCUUGAUCUCCCUGAACUGAGUUCUUUUGUCCUCUCAGAAACAACACAAGCCCUUUCUUUAACUGUUGAGAGGCCGAGGGCUAUCACCUCAGGGCUAGAAUUUGACUGUAGUGAAACGGCGGCCAUUUUGCAAACAGCUACAGAACUGGAGAAUGUUCUUUCUCCCAGUGUUACGCUCUUGGAGCUUGCUGUGUCCCUGACAACCAUGUUAAAUUCUCUAGCGAAUGAACAAACCAUGUCUGCUUUCUACACUGUUGAUGAAAUUACCUCUUCUUUGGGGAUGCUAACGGCAAAUGCAGUUAAAUUGAUGAGCUCUUCGACUUCUUGCUGCGAGCAUGCUGCCAAAGAAGAUCUCUCUCUUCUUACAGUUCAGCCUUCUGGGUCAGUUGAUCCCACGGUGGGAGUUCCAACUCGUAGUUUCUCCGCUGCAGAAUCAGAAUAUCUUUUCCCAAACCCCAAGAUGGCGUUUACCAAACAGCAGUUACUGGAAGGAAAAAAUGACAAUUUCAUCACAGCACCUGAAGAAGAAGAUGAGAAGGCUCUCUUCUCUGUUGCGGUCAAACACUUGGACUUGUUUUCUGAGACCCAACCAUUUCCAUCCCUCAGUGGAUUUACAGAAAACGGACAAUUUCCUCAGAACGAAUCAGUCACUGAGAUGACGUCCCUUGCAUUUGUGCCAGUUACAGGUGAAGAGAAGAGUGCAAUGGAUUGCACCUUUAUCUCUCACACAACAGUUACCUCAGUCUUGUCACAGACCAAAAUGCAGACCCAAGCUGUGUUUCCCAGUCCCUUAAAAUCAGUAGAUGAUCCAACAGGACCCACAAAGAGGCCUCAAGAAUGUUGGGAAAGGCAACGGAGCGUGGAGUGGCAAAAGACUGUCCUGGAAAUUACCGUUGCCGAUAUUAAUGUACCAGAAACUCACGUCAAGGCAGUACCUCAGAAGAACACUGAAGAGCCACAAACUCCUCAACUGCCUUCGGACGCUGAGAACAAAGUAGUUUCCCAAGUGCCUUGGAAUGAUAUUGAGUGGGGAUUCCCCUGGCUGAUGGUGUAUCUUCCCGUCAAGAGCUGCCACGUGACAUUGACGGGCGAAGCGGGAACCUUUUCUCCUCCCCCUUUCAGCAGCAUUCAGGCCAAUCACUGGUGCAACUGGACCAUCUGGGCGGGCCCCGACAAACACAUCUUGAUUUACAUCGAAGGGUUCGAGGGGAAGCCGGGCUGUGAAGAGAAUCAAGAUAAGAUUCUGUUUCAGGGGGUCACGUCGAGACCAGAGAACAGAGUCACUGACGCCUGUCGAAACCACGGGACUUUGGUCUUUGCUACCCAGGCGGUGGCUGCCCGCGUGGUGUUUUUAUCGAAAGCGUCGCCUCAAAUCGACGGCCCUAAACAUUUUAAAGGACGGUAUUAUAUAUUUGAAGAUUACCAAACCUCAGCUUCCGCAGACGGCGAUGCCCUUCCUGAAGCUUUGGAAUCUGGCAGCCGUCACGGAAUUCCGUCCUACAAAAUUCACUCGAGACGUAUUUCGGACUUUGAGAAGACGGGCCGGAUUCCUAGCGAUGUAAACAUCCGGCCGGUGAGUCGUGAAGGAAGACGGAACAAAACCAACACUGCCUCAAGCUUGAAAGCGUUACCAGAACCAGCUGUUAGUAACUACCCUAUAGUUUCUUUCUCCAAAUCCACAGCCAGCACUCUCGAUAUGAAGGAGAUAGAGGUUAUCAAACCAGCAGCUGAUGAGCAUCGAACUGGCAGUUUAAAGAAAACUGUAGCCUUGGGUUCAAAUGGUUUGGAGGGUAAAGAAAAGGCUACUCUAUCUGCGGCCUCUUCGUAUGACUCCCAGAAGUUCAGAACAAAGACUAAUUUGAUGACGGCAGGAAUUAUCACAACAUCUGCUGGCCCUGGAAAAAAUGGCCAUGCACCCGUACAUCAGAGGCCAACAUACGAGAAAGAUAUUGGGAGAGCAAAAUUUGAAAGAUCCGGCUCCCCAAGCUGGGUAACUUUUCCGCAAGUCUUUUUAAGAGAGCAGAGACUUCCAGUUUCCCCUCCUAAAAGUAUUCCAGAGGAGGAUACUCACCUGGUCCUUCAGCCAUGGCCAUCUAAGACUGAGAUCUCAAAGAAGGUUUCCAAUGUGGUGGAGUUUCAACAGGUAGAGAUAAAAGAAGCGGCUGGAGGAGAGCGGACGAGCGGCCAAGUCGUGAGAGAAGGAAACGGGGACAGCUACGUGGCUGGAAGAAGUAGAUCUCAUAGCACUGAACUGCUCUCUGUAAACGUGCCAGACAAGUCCACAAUGAAACCAAGGCCCCACCUGACCACCUCGGCCCAUCCGAAGGUGUUUCGUGUUGUUUCUUCUCUGAACGUCCUUAAUAGCGACCUUAUGGGCAUCACCACCACUUCACAGUCCCAGGUUGUUCUCCCAGACAGCGUGUUUGUUUUCAGACCUGAUGAAAAUGAUUCUAUCCUGGAAUCCCAGCACAAACCCGGAGAUGUUUUACUUGAAGUAACUUUUGGCAUUGAGCACCGAGGAUGGAUCCCACAGGAUGGAAGUGAAUUGGAAGAAGACCUCAUCAAAUCAGUGAAGAUGCAGGUACGAGAGAAGGUGAAAUUCCUCUCCAACAAAGUCAAAGAAAUCAAGUUGAAGGAAAUUAAAAGGAAGGAAAGGAGUGGAAGGAAAAGAAUAAAUGACCCAAACCUGAUAUUUACCUUCUGGCUGCACCUGGUGCCAGAAGAAAAGAACAUCUCACACUUCAUACAUUCUCAGCUGGAAGGCCUUGAUGGUACAGCCACAGGAUCUGGAAGGAUUCAGCAGGUUUCGGUGGGAGAUGUGAACGAAUGCAGCUCCGGGAUUGAACUCUGUGGCGAGGAGGCAAUCUGCCUCAACGGAUACGGCACGUAUUUCUGUCAGUGUAAAGAAGAAUAUGAGGACCAAUCUGAGAAUAAGUCGGGGACCCUUUGUGUCCGAGUUCCAUUCUCUGGCCUUCGCUUCUUGUACAGCUACAUGGAGAUUUUUGUCGGAGUCACCGUUUUUUUCAUGGCUCUCAUCGUCGUGGCGACAAGCGUGCUGUGUGCCCUCCUCAGGAAGAAACAGACAAAGAAGGACUUAAGCGUCCCGGAGAUGGCUUCACCCAAUACCCACGUAGCUCCGCCUUCGCAGUCCGUCGCCUUUGACCUGGAUAACGUCGGCGAUCUCCUUACUUUGGACCCCGCCCGUUUAAAACUCCGGGCCAGAUCACCGGAAUGGUCCCUGGAGCUCGGAAGCAGCCCCACUGAAGCCUGCAAGGUGUUCAUGGAGCAGUCUGAACGUUUGUGAGCGAGAGAGAGACAGCAAUACGAAUUGCAAAUCCCUUCUUUUUCCCCCUUAUUGAAACUAACUUUUUUUUUAUUGCUGGACAGCUGAUGCGACUUCUUGUUUCUGGGCAAAUAAAUCUUAAUAUUUUUGUAUGGCCCAUUUUUCCCCCCUGCAUCUUGUUAACUCCUGUAGGGGUUUCUUUUCUCCCCCUUAAGAUAGUUUUUGGCGAGUGCAUUUGUCUUGCUUGAUAUGCAAAAAUGGGAAUGGAUCACAGACGCGGUUGUUAAUAAAUCCGGCCUCUUGCUCUUCGUGUAA